Molecule: messenger RNA, 3060 nt
Organism: Scatophagus argus
Lineage: Eukaryota; Metazoa; Chordata; Actinopteri; Scatophagidae
Gene: dlat
Product: dihydrolipoamide S-acetyltransferase (E2 component of pyruvate dehydrogenase complex)
Exons: 14
Coding region: 190-2127 (645 amino acids)
Biological process (GO): pyruvate decarboxylation to acetyl-CoA
Cellular component (GO): pyruvate dehydrogenase complex
Molecular function (GO): dihydrolipoyllysine-residue acetyltransferase activity
Source: RefSeq, a predicted model, not a curated record
GACAAGCAGGAGAGACGUAAAGCGUUGUGUUUUGGACUGGAGGAGGUCAUUAGAAAGUGAGGAGUGAGCAGGCUACGGGCCGGUUAUCGAGGCGUAGAGACCACACAUUCGGUGCCAGCGUAUCUCUGAUGCCGGUGUAAGACAAAUCCAUUAUUUAACAGCUCUGUGUAGUGUUUCAACCGCUGCGAAAUGCUUCGUCUUAUCCUGCGGCUCAGGCCGUCCGCCGGGCUCCGCUGUCCCCGUGCCCUCCCUGCUGGGCCUGUUGCACUCGGCUCCCGCUCCGUGUCCGGAACCGGCUGUCUGAGGAGACUUCACUGUGUAGCGGGGUCCCGGACCGUAUCUUUGGGCUCCGGCCUCAGCCACAGAGGGACUCUGCUGCGGUGUCCCCAGCUGACAGGAAGCUGUCAGGGCGUGCGUUUCUACAGCCUGCCGCCGCACCAGAAGGUGGAGCUUCCUGCGCUGUCGCCCACCAUGCAGACAGGAACGAUUGCUCGCUGGGAGAAGAAGGAGGGAGACAAAAUCAGUGAGGGUGAUCUUAUAGCUGAGGUGGAGACUGACAAGGCCACUGUUGGCUUUGAGAUGCUAGAGGAGUGCUAUCUUGCAAAGAUCCUGGUUCCUGAGGGAACCAGAGAUGUCGCCGUCGGGGCAGUAAUCUGCAUCACGGUUGACAGCCUCGACCUCAUCCCAGCCUUUAAGGAUGUAACGCUGGACUCGAUUAAAGCAGCUGGUGCUGGUCCCUCGCCGGCUGCCUCUGCUCCUCCUCCUCCCCCUGCUCCUGCUGCCACUGCUCCUCCUGCAGCUCCGGGCAGCUCUUACCCCACACACUUGAAGAUCACACUUCCUGCCCUGUCCCCCACCAUGACGAUGGGAACGGUGCAGCGCUGGGAGAAGAAGGUGGGAGAGAAGCUGAGUGAAGGAGACCUGCUGGCUGAGAUAGAGACUGACAAGGCGACCAUCGGCUUUGAGGUGCAGGAGGAGGGGUACUUGGCCAAAAUCAUGGUGCCAGAAGGAACACGGGAUGUUCCCUUGGGAACACCACUCUGCAUCAUUGUAGAGAAUGAAAGUGACAUUGCUGCCUUCAAGGAUUACGUAGAGACUGGAGUGGCAGACGUUUCCACCCCACCUCCACCUCCACCUCCAGCUCCAGCACCGGCUGCAGCUCCGGCAGCUGCAGCACCCAGUGCUGCUCCUGCAGCACCUGCAGCACCCAGGAAGGGUCGCAUUUUUGCCAGCCCUCUCGCCAAGAAACUUGCAGCUGAGAAAGGAAUUGACCUGGCGCAGGUCAGCGGCUCCGGUCCGGAUGGACGCAUCACCAGGAAAGAUAUUGACAGCUUUGUUCCACCAAAGGCUGCACCUGCUGUAGCUGCUGCUCCCACUUCAGCUGCAGCUCCAGCUGCUCCUGCACCUGCUGCAGCUCCAGGUGCACCAGCCGGGACCUUCACCGACAUCCCCAUCAGCAACAUCCGCAAGGUGAUCGCUCAGAGGUUGAUGCAGUCCAAGCAGACCAUCCCCCACUAUUAUCUGUCUGUAGAUGUUAACAUGGACCAAGUGCUGGAGCUUCGGAAAGAACUCAAUGCUGAAGUGAAAGCCCAGAAUAUCAAGCUCAGUGUGAACGACUUCAUUAUCAAAGCCAGCGCUCUGGCUUGCCUCAAGGUUCCUGAAUGCAACUCAUCCUGGAUGGACACGGUCAUCCGCCAGAAUCAUGUGGUGGAUGUGAGCGUAGCAGUGAGCACAGCCAGCGGCCUCAUCACGCCCAUAGUCUUUAAUGCCCACACCAAAGGACUGGCAGCCAUUAGCUCCGACGUAUCGGCUCUCGCUGCCAAAGCGAGAGAAGGCAAACUGCAGCCACAUGAGUUCCAGGGAGGUACGUUCACAAUCUCUAAUUUGGGGAUGUUUGGCGUCAAGAACUUCUCAGCCAUAAUCAACCCUCCUCAGUCCUGUAUCCUCGCCGUCGGAGGCUCAGAGAAACGGCUGAUGCCUGCUGAUAACGAGAAAGGGUUUGACGUAGCGAGCAUGAUGUCAGUGACGCUGAGCUGCGACCAUCGGGUGGUGGAUGGGGCAGUCGGUGCACAGUGGCUCGCCGAGUUCCGCAAGUUCCUCGAGAAACCUGUCACCAUGCUGUUGUGAUUGGACUGUACUGCUGUUUAAAACUGCAGCAAUAGGCUGAGGCCCCUCACUGAAGAGAUCUGAUUGGUCUAAGCCCGCAUGGAUCCUCCUGUGAGUGGCCAGCCUGCCACCAGGUCACUCCCAGUUACCCUGAAGGGGUUGAGGCAGAGCUCACUCCGCUUACCCGUCUGUCUCCCUGUUUAUCUUCUCUCUCUCUCUCUCUCUCUCUCUCUCUCUCUCUCAGUCAUCUUCUAUUUAUUAAGGGCCCCAUCUCUGGAGAGACCUGAAUUAGGUAUAAUUUAUCCUAGAAUAGAAACAUACAUCACUAAAACAUUGACCAUGUUUUACAAACGGAAGUGUUACUUGUCCAGCCAGCGGGCAUAUUUAUCCCAAAGCUUCUGUAUGUAUGCGUGUGUGUGUGUGUGUGUGUGUGUGUGUGUGUGUGUGUUACUACCCACUUUCAUCUGUGAUUCUGUGUAAAAGCGAUAAAGAAAAGUGGGAGUGUGACUAUCUGUGGGCCUUGUCAGUUAAAGGGUUAUGAUUUUUGUCUGCUUGCAGAAGUAAACUUUGAGACACACUGAGCCCACAUAUACACACACACACACACACACUUACACACAAACCUGACACUGUUCUGUGGCCACACACACACAAUUGAAAUAUUUAGUGUGUUAAAUGUGUAUGUUCCUCACUGUGGGACAAACACAGUGCUGUAUAUAUAUGGGUGUGGUAGUAAGCUCUGAUGAAGCCUCACCUUGUAAUUCAAUAUCUGUACAGUCCUGAAUGAUAACAAAUACUCUUAGAGGAAGUACUCCACGGUUUUGCCAAUUCUCUCUCUUCAGUUUUAUUUUCUAGUCUCAGAGUAAAACACGUUGAAAUAUUCUGUUUUACAGCUGGAACGCACAAAGCUGGUGCUGAUGUUAUUUGUUGUUUCAAUAAAUCGGGAGAAGUCAA